AUGCCCCGCUUCAACAGUCCCGUCGACGGUGCCCAUCUCUUCUAUCGUGACUACGUUCCCGCAUCCCAUCCACCACCAUACCACCCGGACCCUGCAUAUGGCACCAAACCGCAACCAGCCAUUGUCUUCAUUCACCCAUGGCCCCAGUCGGGGCUCGUCUAUGAGCCACUCAUGCUCCAGCUCUGCGAGACAUAUCGAUUCCGAUGCAUCGCUCCCGACCGGCGCGGUUUCGGGAAGAGUGACUGGAACGGCUGCGACAACGAUCAGUCCAAACCGAUAGACUACUCCGUUUUCGCAGCGGAUACGAUCCAUUUACUCGAGAAGAUCAAUGUCGGACCGUUCGUUUUUGUCGCUGCAAGUAUGGGACCCGCUGAGACCAUUCAAGCGUACUGGCAGAGCGAGUAUGUAAGAGAAAACUGCAAGGGAUUUUUCUGGAUUGGUCCCGCAUUGCCGUGCCCGCUGGCGUCUUCUGCUCACCCAAAGGCUCCAAGUCAGGAGGUUUGGGACGGUAUAAUCCAAGGACUGCGUACCUCGAGAGCAGAAUUUGUAAAGCAGGCAUUGCCGGCAUCACUGGGACCUGAUGGCGGUCAUAAUCUGCCGCAAGACACUUUACAGCAAUAUGUUCAACUGAUCCUUAGCGCCGAUUCUCUGGCGGUGGAGCGAUGCAUUCAGAUCAUCACUUCCACCGACUUCACCGAAAUGCUGGCAAGAAUCGGAAAGGAAACCGAUGUACCUGUCACGGCUGUCAAUGGCGAUAAAGAUACGGGGAAUCCAACGGAAGCGACCUUGGAUAAAAUCAAAGACUUGAUUCCUCGAGCCAUAACCAAGGAAUAUCAGAAUGGUGCUCAUGGUGAGUGA
Molecule: messenger RNA, 858 nt
Organism: Coccidioides posadasii C735 delta SOWgp
Lineage: Eukaryota; Fungi; Ascomycota; Eurotiomycetes; Onygenales; Onygenaceae
Source: RefSeq, a predicted model, not a curated record